AUGGCUGCUCACAUGGCGGUAAAUUCUGGAGCCAGUCUGUGGGGGCCCCUGAAGGAGCUGUGGGAGACUGUGGAAGGGGCUGUGCUGAGGAAGCAGCUUGAAAGCGUCUAUCUCCUUGAUCUACAGCUGAAGAAACACAAACCACACUUUGUGUCACUAUUCAAAAACCCGCCAAAAAGUGCAGAACAAAAGGAAAAAGUGCGUAAAGCCAGCACGGAGGGAAUCUGCAUUCAAGGUCAGCAGGGGUCUCGACUCCUUCCAGAGCAAGUUAUCACAGAGGCCUUCAUCCUUAGUGAUUUGUUUGACAUUGGAGAGUUGGCAGCUUUGGAGCUUCUAUUGGCAGGAGAGCACCAACAGUCUCAUUUUCCAGGCCUGACACGGGGAUUAGUGGCUGUCUUACUGUACUGGGAUGGGAAGCUUUGUGUGGCCAACUCCUUGCGAACUCUCAUUCAGUCACGUCAUGGAAAGACCUUCACCCUGGACCUCAGUGAAGAGUUGGUGGCUUUGACAAUGCGGUUUACAGAUGAACUGAUGAGCCAGGGUCUGACUAAACGUAUUCUGACCUUGGUGUCAGAGAUUAGCGUGACACGUGAGUUUGAUCGGUUGCAGAAGGAGCGCGGACUGGGCAAUGAAAAGCAUAGAAAAGAGGUUUCUGAACUCAUCAAAUGCUGCAGACAGGCAUUAGCAGACAGCUUGUUUUCAUGGACCUGCCAGUCACCUUUGACUAAAGAUGACACACUGGCUCUCAUUGGUCACCUGGAAACUGUGACAACUCAAGCCGAUGGCUCAUUGGAUAGUGUGAACCUGGCUCUGGUCAUGGCGCUGUUGUACUGCUUGGAUGUCAGUUUUAUUGAGCAAGGGACAGAAGACAGAGAGGAUCUGCUCCAGGCUCUACCUUUACUGACAGAGAGGCAGUAUGUGUCAGCAGUACACAGCCGUCUGAUGGAUGGUCAGCAGUGGAAGCUUCCAGGCCUGCAGGCUGUUUGUCGGCUUGCUUGGGCUUUGUCUUUGAGAGGCCUUUCACAGCUGCCACAGGGCUCUGCUCUGGUGGAAUUCACAGAAGCAGAUGAGGCUCUGGCUGACCAGGCUCUACUGGGAGAUGUCUUCCUUUUUAUGAAAGAGGGAAUGCUGGGAUGUGAGAGCUUUGCCCAGGAAGAGUUUUACAUCCGGCGCCUCCAUUCACUAAUUACAGAUUUCCUGACACUCAUGCCAAUGAAGGUGAAGCAGCUUCGUAACAGAGCUGACGAGGAUGCUCGUCUGGUGCACAUGUCCCUACAGAUGGACAGUGAGCUUCCAUCAUCCCUGCGCAAAGACUUAGACCAUCUCAUGAUCCUCAUAGGAGAGUUAUACAGCAAGGAUGUGUUUGGACUGGAGCUGGCUCUGGAGUUUUGGUGUCCCACAGAGUCUCUCCAACACACUUCACUGCAUGGAUCUUACCUUGGAAUGGCCCUGCAAAGGCCUCCACAUAAACAGGUGGUUCUGUCCAAAUUUGUGCGUCAGAUGGGAGACCCUCUGCCCUCCAUCCUCUACAUCUCCUAUCUCAGAAUGUUAAAAGGCCUCGCCAGUGGACCGCAGUGCGCUCAUUACUGCUUCAGCCUGCUCAAAACCAAUGGAGCUACACACAGUGACAAUAUCCAGGGAGUAUCAGGCAGUCCCGUGUCCUGGGAACAUUUUUUCCGCGCCCUCAUGUUGUAUCACGAGAACCUUCGAAGAGAACUUCCAAAUCCAGAUGCAGCGCACUACCGCCACCCACCACUAAGGGGCAUUACCCAAAGAGAGCUGGAGGGGCUUACUUCAUUUUUGCAGUUGUUCACCACCAUCAUUACUUGGAGUGAAAAUGCUCGACUGGCACUGUGCGAACAUCCUCAGUGGACCCCAGUAGUUGUGAUGUUGGGGUUACUGCAGUGCAGCGUUCCACUUGUCCUCAAGGCUGAGCUGAUGCACUGCCUGGCAGCUUUUGGGAAGUCACCAGAGAUUGCUGCGUCACUGUGGCAGUCACUCGAAUACACACAGAUACUUCAGACAGUGCGACCCUUGGGGCAGAGGCAGGUUGCAGGAAUUGAGGUUGAGUUGAAUGAAAUUGAGUCUAGCUGUGAGGAGUACCCUCUGACACGAGCCUUCUGUCAUCUCAUCAGCACAUUAGUUGAGAGCAAUUUGCCAGUUAAUUUGGGGGCAGGGCUCCGUGUACCCGGUUUCCAGCCCUACCUGACCUUCUUGAGAGACUCUGUGUUUCUUCCCUUCCCCACCAGAGCAUAUCGUCGUCCAGCUGAGAAGUGGGAGGUUGCUGCUGCUGUGCUGGAGGUUUUCCACAAGCUGCUGAAGGACUAUGAGCCUCAGUUAUCAGACUUUGUCCAAGAGAUGGUGGAGCUUCAGGGUGAGCAGGUCCCAGCGCACAAGCCCCCUGGUCACAGCAUCAUGUUCCACCUGCUCAGUGACUCUCCCAUGCUGGCUCUCUGCCUCAGCCUGCUGGAGGAGGGUGUACGCCAGCUGGGCUUGUACAUGCCGUUCCCUGGGAAGAAGCAGCUGGAGUCAGCAGCACUGCACUGCCUGUGCCUGCUGGAUUUAGUUCUGCAGAAGGAGGUGAUGUUCAUGGACCUCCUCAGGGAGAGCCAGGCCUCACUACUGGUUUCUCCCUUAGAGCAACUCCUCCAGGGGGUCAGCUCUCAAACCCGAAGGGCUGAUCACAUUGUCAACAUCGCCAGGUACCUGUACCACAGCAGCUCCAACACAGAAGCUGCCUUUCACAGUGCAAAGGUCUUGCGUUGCAUUGCUCGUUACCCCAACAUCCAGAUAAGGCUGGUGGGAGACUUCACACAUGACCAGGCUGUGAGCGACAAGCUGAUGGCGGGUUUUGUGGAGUGUCUGGACAACGAAGAAGCAGAGGAGGGAACAGGGGAAGGAUAUGAGUCUGACCCACUAAAGAACAUUGCAAGGAUUCGACACAAAACCCAGAUCCAUAUCCUGAACCUGCUUAUCACCUCCUUGGAGCUGAAUACCCCGAAUUUGGCCCUCUAUCUUUUGGGCUAUGAAGUCAAGAAGCCGGUCUCCUCCACCAAUCUUCAGGAUCCAGGUGUGUUGGGAUGCCCACGAAGCUGCCUGCAUGCCAUCUUGAGUCUGCUCCAGAGAGGCACCGAUAAGCGAUCAGGACCUGUACUCGUCCGCCAGGCACCACAUCUUGCUGAGCUUUGUUACCAGGUGAUCUACCAUCUGUGUGCCUGCUCAGACACUUCUGGACCCACCAUGCGCUACCUGAGAACCAGUCAGGACUUCCUGUUCUCCCACCUGAAGCACUUACCGUUCAUCCUGCCCAGUAACCCCAUAGCUGCUCUGUCCCAGAUGUCUUGGCUCAUGAAGACAGCAGCCAUUGAGCUGAGAGUAACGUCACUGAACCGCCAGCGUUCACAUGCACAGCGUCUCGUCAGUCUUCUGCUGGAUGACCAGCCACACACUCAGCAUACAGUUGAUGGGGAAUCUGGGAUGGAGGAUGAGACCAGAACAGUUAUUGGUUUCCUGCAUUUUGACACAGUUUCUAAAGUUCGCAGGAAGCUGCUGAGUGUGCUGGACGCUAUCGAUUUUAGUCAGGAUAUGCCCGAGCUGCUGCAGCUGGACUUCUUUGAGCGCACUCAAAUAGAACAAGUGAUCGCCAACUGUGAGCAUGUCAAUGAGCAAGGAUACACCGUCUGCAAUGUUAAGGUGCUGCAUAGAGUGCUGGUUGCUGAGGUGAAUGCCCUGCAAGGAAUGGCAGCCAUUGGACAAAGACCCCUGUUAAUGGAGGAGGUGAACUCGAUCCUGCAGCAGGUGGUGGAAAGGAACCGCGUACGUCGGAGUCUGAGUGCAAAGCGACAUGCGCUGCAGUCCUGGAGGAGCCUCGUGGAGACACUGCUGACCGCCUGCCCUCCAGACCUCAUACCUGCUGAAGACAGGCAGCUCAUCAUCAGAGACCUGCUGUUGGACCUGCAUGAUAAGGUUUUAUCUGAGGAUGCUGCAGGAGAGCUGAUGCCCAUCGUUGCUGGUGCAGUCUUCACUCUGACAGUUCACCUCAGCCAAUCAGUCCUGUCUGAGCAGCAGCAGGGGGAGGGAUUAGAAGGCGGGGCUUCAUCUGGAUUUGCCUCCAUCGCCAACUCUGCUCUUCACUUGAUUCUUCGUAAAAUGUUGGACUUUAUCCUUUGUACCGGCGGUGGAUACCAGCGUCUGCGAGCUCAUCUGUACGGCUCUCUGCUAUAUUACCUCCAAAUUGCACAAAAACCCGAAGAACCAGACACUCUGCAGUCAGCAGGGAAGACGAUGUGGGAACGCCUCACAGCCCCCGAGGACGGUUUCUCAAAACUGCAGAUGGAGAGCCUGGUGAUCAUUGAGCGCUACGGCAGAGCUCUCAUGGAGGUGGUGUGUCGAGACAGCUGUGACGGCAACGAAAUUAGCAGGAUGUUGGCCUUGGCUGUGCUGGACCGGAUUCUGUCCAUAGACCGUCAGAAUCAGUGGUUGGAGUUCGUGUGUAACAGUGGCUAUCUGCGCUCGCUGGUGGAGAGCCUGAGACAGGACGACACAGCUCUGCAGAGCCUGCUGACGCCACAGUCUCCUCUUCUCAAGCAUCUCUACAUCUAUGAGAGUAAGAUGGCUCUGCUGACUCGUGUGGCUAAAACUGGUCAGGGAGCAGUGAAGCUGCUGCGCUGUGGGCUGGUGGCACAGCUGAUCGAGUGCCAGGUGUUUGACAUGAUCCCCGACAGUGACGCACACAGGGUGAUGAGGGACCCGUCAGGAUUCAUCCCGAGCCCUCUGGCCUGCUACAGGCAGAUUCUCUUACCCACUUUGAGGCUCUUUCAGGUCAUCCUGACCUCCACUACUGUCAAUCACCAGCAGGGGGCAGCACAAGUUCUGCAGUGGCUGAUCGUCCAUGCAGACACUGUUCAGUCGCUGCUGCGCUGUCAGGAGCUCAGCGUGGGUGCGUGGCAGGAGCUGUCUCUGCUCACUGGUAUCAUCAGUAAGACGGCUCUGCCAGGUGUCCUUGAGAUGGGCGGGGAGGUCAGCAGUGCUGCACUUUUGGAGUUUCAGGGUCAAAUCAACAGAUUCCAGCGUCUGUGUCUGUCGCUGCUCGGGCGUCUGGUGGGAAAUGAGCGGGAGAGGUUACUAAAGCGGGUAGAAGCGGCCGAAUCCGGAGAGUCCACGGAACGCCGGGAAGAGAUGGAGGUUGCCAUGCAACAGAUCUGCGCUAACAUCAUGGAGUACUGCCACACCCUCCUGCUGCAGAGCUCCACCCACGCCCAGUUCAGCAUCUGCCUGUUCAGCCCAUCAGCCAGUGAGCCUGCCGGCAGAGAAGCAGGUCGCGCAGAGCUGUUGUCCACGCUAUCGUCGGUGGCUUUAUCACGAACCCCCAACCUGGGUCUGGUUCUGUAUCUGCUGAAGAACACUGCAGCUGAUUUCUUCCGUUUCCACCAAAGCCACGUACAGAAUCUUGGCAAACUGCAGAAUCUGGAUCAGCUGCCCCCAGAGGAGCUUAAAGAGUUGUGCCAGGGCCUGGUGUCAGGUCCAGGAGGGGUGGAGAAACUCUCCUCAGUCCAGAGGAAUUUACUGGCCAAGAGACGACUGGUGCAGCUCAUCAACAACAGAGCCAAGCUGCUGGCUCUGUGCUUCUAUGUUAUUGAAACCUCUUUGUUUGUGUUGUGGCGCCACCUAGAGUACUAUCUGCUGUACUGCGUGCUCUAUGACCCCAAGGACUCCCUGCUGCCUGGAGUCGACAUGUACAGGCCACGCCCCACUGAUGACCUUUUAGGCGGGUUACAGGCAGGUGCAGGGCGUGGUCAAAGUCUGUCCCGGGUCAGCCAGCUAGAGAUUGACCAGCUGCAGCGUGACAUGAUGGCAGCUUUCGGGGAGGCUCUCCAAAGGAAGCUGCUGGACGUGGAGAGUUUAUACAGCCAGGUUCGAUCCCGCUACACCUUCAUCCAGGCUCUGGUCCGCAGGAUCCGCGGCCUCCUGCAACGACCGAAAAGCUGAGACACUCACUCAAACUAAGACUGGACAAAACCUUCUUUCCUCUUUGCAGCACCAAUCUGUGUCAUGAACCCAGAAAAACUAGAUCAACCUUGGCGUCACUGUUUUUACUGAAAUAUUCCUGGACGUCACCAGUACUCGAGUGCUACAAUUGUCAGUACAACCGACCCGAAACAUGUAACACAAUGCAAAGAAUUUUUUUUUUUUUCUCACUAAUGCAUCACAAACAAGUUUUAUAUUUAAGAAUUUCAUAUUUCAUUCACUAUAAUUGUCUUUUUGUGAGAAUAAAUUGUUUUUUAAAUAAAUUAGU
Thalassophryne amazonica is the source of this 6295-nucleotide messenger RNA. RefSeq names its product nucleoporin 205 (gene nup205). Gene Ontology annotation, cellular component: nuclear pore inner ring; nuclear pore. Gene Ontology annotation, molecular function: structural constituent of nuclear pore. The coding region runs from base 1 to 5988 and encodes 1995 amino acids. Gene Ontology annotation, biological process: nuclear pore organization. Lineage: Eukaryota; Metazoa; Chordata; Actinopteri; Batrachoidiformes; Batrachoididae. The record is from RefSeq and is a predicted model, not a curated record. The transcript is spliced from 42 exons.